AUGGCAAACCCACCCGCUGUCGGCAAGGAGCCACUUAGCCUCUCCAAAGGUCUCCAGGUCUGGACAUAUCUCGAGCCCCACAGCCCGAUCACCGUUGAGCUGGACCAUAAGGGUCAACGGACAUACAUAUGGGGGCCGUCGUCGAACUACACCGAUGCAAAUGACAUAGAGUUUCCGAAAAGCCAUGAGCAUGCAACGCUUUCCAUCAAAGUCAACGGGCAGACCUUGAAACAGUAUACCAUGCAGCUUGGUGCAAUCGAUGGCUCGCUUACAACAACCAUUCCCGCUACUCGAGCCAACCCUGCUUUCAAAGUCGGCGGCUAUUGGCUUUCCAUUGGGAUCAUGAACGCGCCAUCUGGGUAUCAGGAUCAGCUAUACGUGCAUAUGACUUCAGAUCAGUCGGACUGGAUGGCUGCGUUGCCUCCUGGCACUCCUUACCAUGCGCUUUGUCUUGCUGGAGCCCACGACGCCGGCAUGAACACCAUGCAAGGGCUAGACAUGAUCACCAGCAAUAAAGACGCGCUCGACGUUGCUUUGAAAUUCCUCUUGCCUUUCAUUUCCAUCCUAGUCGCCCACAAAUUCCCCGAUUAUGCAGUGUGGCUGGGUGGCCUCACCCAAAAGGACACUAUCUCGAAUAUGCUGGCCAUGGGGGUCAGAUACUUCGAUUUUCGACCGGGAUACUGGGUGAACCAGCUGCGCCCCUUUUUCCAUGACAUUCGUCACCAGCACGCGUUCCUGCCUGGGGCACUCUGGAAAGACAACCUGACAGAGAUCCUUCGAUUUCUGACUGCGCAUAAGAACGAAGUCGUCCAAGUCGCUCUGGGCAGCAGCGGCUUUCAACACGCCGACAUGAUCCCAAGCACAGCCGACCUAAAAAGCAUAAUGGCGCAGGCCAAGGCUUCUCCUGGCGUAGACCCGACCCUGAAAGUUGCUGGCCUGGAGGCGUUCCAGCAGACCCUUGACUCACUUCGUAGCACGAACAGCCGGCUCGUGCUCACUGAUGCAAACCACGGCCCCAAAAUGAAAGUGCUGGAUGCCUACAGUGAUGGAGCUUGGGCAACUCUCAAACCUUUGACGAUUCGCGAGGCUUUCCAAAACGCCAUAACCCCGGCAGCUCAGCAGGGAAAGGAUCAGACAGAGUUCCAGGUCCAGGGCACUGCGACUGCUUGGUACAUCAAUGCCCACCACUACCAGUCUCUGAUCGAUGCGAACCAUUACAACCUGCCACUUGUGCAAACGAAGGGUCAAUUCGACAACAACUUGUUAGGAUACGUCCUUAGACAAGUGCCAACUUUGACAGCCAAGCAGCAUUGGGUCAUACUGGAUGACUUCGUUGAUGGCGUGACGGUGGAGACCGCUAUCGAGAUCACCAAGAAACGUAUUGCACAGCUGGGCCUGCCGUAA
This is a messenger RNA of Cyphellophora europaea CBS 101466, 1404 nucleotides long. RefSeq lists its product as uncharacterized. Gene Ontology annotation, molecular function: phosphoric diester hydrolase activity. The transcript has a single exon. Lineage: Eukaryota; Fungi; Ascomycota; Eurotiomycetes; Chaetothyriales; Cyphellophoraceae. Gene Ontology annotation, biological process: lipid metabolic process. The record is from RefSeq and is a predicted model, not a curated record. Bases 1 to 1404 code for a protein of 467 amino acids.